GUGGCAAUGAAACUGACAAAACCCCGAGCAGAAGGGCAGACAUCUCCAGUUCUGGGCGCAUCUUCAGGCUGUCUGCUGCCGGAACCCGGAACGAUGUCCCAGUCCGUCCACAGGCUAACCUGACGGAGCUGAAAGAUCAUUAGAGACUGUUGGCUCUUCUGCGCAGCAACGAAAGGUUGUCAGAGGUGGUGGCCAUGUCUGAAGAAGACACCAACAAGGAAAGUCCGCCGAAUGAGUGUCCCGUCUGCUAUGAGCGGCUCCAAGCCCCUUCUAUUUCAGAGAGGAGGCUGAGCUGCGGUCAUUCCUUCUGCCACGAUUGUCUGGUGAAGUAUCUUCUCACCGCCAAAAAGGAAGGGACCAUAAAAAAGAACAUAAUAUGUCCUCUCUGCCGCUAUGUGACGUUCCUCAGCAAGAGAGGACUCAUUUUGCCUCCAAAUCCUGGAGAACUUCACCAGAUCUUGGAAGUUCCUCUUAGUCCGUCAUGCCCAAGGCAUUCCAUUGACCUUGGGACACCAGACACAUUGGUGAUCUCCACCUCGGGGAUACCCGAGGCCAACAAUCAUCAGGACCUUCCCACGUGCACGUGUCACGUGGACCCCGAGGGGAUGAGCCACUCUUGCGGCUCUCAGAUCUUUAUUAUCAGCGAGCAAGGGCAACCGUUGGACGCUGAGGAGGUGGUCACUCCUCAAACAGUUCAUCAUAUGGACGCCAGGGUCAGCUGUUGCCGAUCACCCUCGUUAGUAAUUAUCCUCUUAUUGAUAUUCCUGGUGGCCGUCCUAGCUGCUGUUCUUCCAUGGAUAUUAUUGGGUAGAAAGACUUGACCAGGACUGGUCCGAUGGCCAAAAAAAGGAGCAACAGGUCUUGUUGUUUUGAUGUCUUCCCAAUAAACUAACAA
Messenger RNA from Spea bombifrons (plains spadefoot toad), 895 nucleotides. It is a transcript of the gene RNF222, whose product is annotated as ring finger protein 222. Lineage: Eukaryota; Metazoa; Chordata; Amphibia; Anura; Pelobatidae. The coding region runs from base 195 to 821 and encodes 208 amino acids. The transcript has 3 exons. The record is from RefSeq and is a predicted model, not a curated record.